ACACACACUCCUCGCUCACUCUCUAUAAAUUCAUCAUUUCCCUGUCUUCCAUCCAUUGAUCUCAAACGAACAGUCAUACAUAGCGGCGGCGCAGUUUUCUCUCUUUCUCACUUUUCGCGUUUGAAUCUGAAACCGUUUUCAGGUUCGUUUCUGCAAUCUGUGACUGUUGAUUGCACAGAAGAUCACCUGUUUGAUGUGACUUCAAACGAAUCUCUUCAGAUCUGUUGUUGCAUUUAAAAUCGAUUCACGUAGAAAAAUUAAAAUAACAAUUGAACGCGGAUCUUUCUUUAUUUUAUUGAGAAUCUCCCGAAACGAUGUCGCGUUCUCUCUCGCUCCCGACGCUUCCGACGGCGAGGACGACUCUGCCAUGCGAAAACGAGAGCUCCGCGGUGUUCAACGCGCGGUGUGCGGCGAGGGUGACGAGGUUUUUCGGAACGCGGUUGCGUUCGAGCGGGAGGAGCCUCGGUUCGGGGCGGCUUCACGUUUGGCAAAUGGAGGGGCCGGGUCGGGCGCCGAAGCUGAGGGUCGUGGUUCGCUCGGCUAUGUCCGCCGUGCCGAACAAGCCGCUCGGCCUUUACGAUCCGGCGAUGGACAAGGACUCAUGCGGCGUGGGAUUCGUGGCGGAACUGUCCGGCGAAAGCAGCCGCAAAACGGUGACCGAUGCUUUGGAGAUGCUGGUGCGCAUGACGCACAGAGGCGCUUGCGGGUGCGAAGCCAACACUGGUGAUGGAGCUGGGAUUAUGGUUGCUCUUCCUCACCAGUUUUACAAGGAGGUUGUGGAUUUUGAGCUUCCUCCCCUAGGAUCUUAUGCAGUUGGCAUGCUUUUCUUGCCUACAUGCAACAGUCGCUGGGAAAAGAGCAAAAAUGUAUUUCAAAAGGUUGCCGAAUCUCUGGGGCAUUCUGUUCUUGGUUGGCGUUCUGUGCCCACUGAUAACACAGAAUUGGGCAAAUCGGCCCUGCUAACUGAACCAGUGAUCGAACAAGUGUUUCUUACUCCAAGUACCAAGUCAAAAGUUGAUUUGGAAAGACAGAUGUAUAUAUUAAGGAAGCUUUCCAUGGUUGCUAUAACAUCUGCAUUAGACCUCCAUAAUGAUGGCAUCACAGAUUUCUACAUCUGUUCACUUUCAUCAAGGACUGUUGUUUACAAAGGUCAGUUAACACCAGCUCAGUUGAAGGAUUACUAUUUUGCAGACCUUGGCAAUGAAAGGUUUACGAGCUACAUGGCCCUGGUGCAUUCACGAUUUUCUACAAACACUUUUCCUAGUUGGGAUCGUGCUCAACCUAUGCGUGUAUUGGGCCACAAUGGAGAAAUCAACACACUUAAAGGGAAUGUAAACUGGAUGAAGGCACGUGAAGGCCUACUGAAAAGCAAGGAGCUUGGGCUAUCGGAGAAUGAGUUAAAGAAGCUUUUGCCUAUUGUCAAUGCAAAUUCAUCUGAUUCAGGAGCUUUUGAUAGUGUCCUUGAGUUUUUGAUUCAGUCUGGAAAAAGUCUUCCUGAAGCUGUUAUGAUGAUGAUUCCUGAAGCAUGGCAAAAUGACAAGAACAUGGAUCCUCAGCGUAAAGCAUUUUAUGAAUACUUUUCAGCUCUCAUGGAGCCAUGGGAUGGGCCAGCUCUUAUAGCAUUUACUGAUGGCCACUAUCUUGGAGCAACCUUGGACAGGAAUGGGCUGCGACCAGGCCGCUUUUAUGUCACCCACAGUGGACGAGUUGUAAUGGCGAGUGAAGUUGGGGUUGUAGACAUUCCUCUAGAAGACGUGUGUAGGAAGGGAAGACUAAAUCCUGGCAUGAUGCUUCUUGUGGAUUUUGAGAAGCAUAUUGUUGUAAAUGAUGAUGCCUUAAAGGAACAGUAUUCAUUGGCAAGGCCAUAUGGGGAGUGGCUGAAAAGACAGAAGUUAGAACUGAAAGACAUAGUUGAUUCUGUCCAUGAAUCUGAAAGAGUGCCACCAACAAUAGCAGGAGUGGUGCAAACAUCUGGUGAAGACGUGGAUAUGGAAAAUAUGGGAAUUCAUGGUUUACUGGCUCCUUUGAAAGCUUUUGGAUAUACAAUUGAAUCCUUGGAAAUGUUAUUACUUCCCAUGGCAAAAGAUGGGACGGAAGCCCUUGGGUCAAUGGGAAAUGAUACUCCAUUAGCCGUCAUGUCUAAUAGAGAAAAACUCACUUUUGAGUACUUCAAGCAAAUGUUUGCCCAAGUGACAAACCCACCGAUUGAUCCUAUUCGAGAGAAAAUAGUCACUUCCAUGGAAUGUAUGGUUGGUCCAGAAGGUGACUUGACAGAAAUCACUGAGGCACAAUGCCUUUCCCUAAAAGGUCCCCUUUUAUCCAUCGAAGAAAUGGAAGCCCUUAAAAGAAUGAAUUACCGGGGAUGGCGGAGCAAAGUUAUAGAUAUAACAUACUCAAAAGGCCGUGGUAAGAAAGGGUUGGAGGAAGCCUUGGACAGAAUAUGUGCAGAAGCACAUGAUGCAAUUAGUCAUGGCUACACUACCCUUGUGCUGUCUGAUAGAGCCUUCUCAAGGAAACGCGUUGCUGUGAGCUCCCUACUGGCUGUUGGUGCUGUCCAUCAAUAUCUAGUGAAAACACUUGAGCGUACUAGAGUUGCCUUGGUAAUAGAAUCUGCCGAGCCACGUGAAGUGCACCAUUUCUGCACACUUGUUGGCUUCGGUGCUGAUGCUGUAUGUCCAUAUUUGGCUGUAGAGGCAAUUUGGCGAUUACAGGUUGAUGGAAAGAUACCACCAAAAGCAAGUGGUGAAUUAUACUCAAAAGAUGAGUUGGUUAAGAAGUAUUUCAAAGCAAGCAUCUAUGGAAUGAUGAAGGUGCUUGCGAAGAUGGGAAUAUCUACUUUGGCCUCUUACAAAGGUGCUCAGAUUUUUGAAGCUCUGGGUCUUUCUUCAGAAGUUAUUGAAAGGUGCUUUGCUGGAACCCCGAGUCGAGUUGAGGGUGCAACAUUUGAGAUGCUUGCUCGUGUCGCUCUUCAAUCGCACGAGUUAGCAUUUCCUUCUCGGGUUUUCUCUCCUGGAAGUGCUGAAGCAAUAGCAUUGCCAAAUCCUGGGGAUUAUCAUUGGAGAAAAGGUGGUGAAAUUCACCUGAAUGAUCCACUUGCCAUAUCAAAGCUUCAGGAGGCUGCCAGAACUAACAGCAUAGAUGCAUAUAAACAGUACUCUAAGCUCAUUCAUGAGUUAAAUAAAGCUUGCAAUUUGCGGGGACUUCUGAAAUUUAAAGAGGCAGCAGUGAAAGUUCCUCUUGAUGAAGUAGAGCCUGCUAGUGAGAUAGUUAAACGGUUUUGCACUGGAGCCAUGAGUUAUGGGUCAAUAUCAUUGGAGGCACACACUGCAUUGGCAACUGCUAUGAAUAAGAUUGGAGGGAAAUCCAACACAGGUGAGGGAGGUGAGCAGCCAUCUCGUAUGGAGCCUCUUCCUGAUGGCUCAAGGAACCCGAAAAGGAGUGCUAUCAAGCAGGUAGCUAGCGGGAGAUUUGGAGUUUCAAGUUACUAUCUGACAAAUGCCGAUGAAUUGCAGAUAAAGAUGGCCCAGGGCGCAAAACCUGGUGAGGGUGGUGAACUUCCUGGCCACAAGGUUAUAGGAGACAUUGCUGUCACAAGGAAUUCAACUCCUGGUGUAGGACUUAUCAGCCCACCUCCUCAUCAUGAUAUUUACUCCAUUGAAGAUCUUGCCCAAUUAAUUCAUGAUCUAAAGAAUGCCAACCCUGCUGCUCGAAUUAGUGUGAAGUUGGUAUCUGAAGCUGGAGUUGGUGUAGUUGCCAGUGGAGUUGUUAAAGGCCAUGCUGAUCAUGUCUUGAUCUCUGGCCAUGAUGGAGGUACAGGGGCAUCCAGAUGGACUGGCAUAAAGAAUGCUGGUCUCCCUUGGGAACUUGGCUUGGCGGAGACCCAUCAAACUUUGGUUGCUAAUGACCUUAGGGGUCGCACAGUUGUCCAAACUGACGGGCAACUUAAAACAGGAAGAGAUGUGGCCAUAGCCGCUCUUCUUGGUGCAGAAGAAUUUGGUUUCAGUACAGCUCCACUCAUUACACUUGGUUGCAUCAUGAUGCGCAAGUGCCACAAGAAUACCUGCCCUGUUGGCAUUGCCACCCAAGAUCCAGUACUUAGAGAGAAGUUUGCUGGAGAACCUGAGCAUGUCAUUAACUUCUUUUUCAUGAUAGCAGAAGAAAUGAGAGAAAUUAUGUCCCAGCUUGGGUUUCGGACUGUCAAUGAGAUGGUUGGCCGUUCAGAUAUGCUCGAAGUUGAUAAAGAAGUUGUUAAAAGCAAUGAGAAACUAGAGAACAUUAACCUCUCUUUAUUGCUUAGACCUGCAGCUGAACUGCGGCCAGAAGCUGCUCAGUACUGUAUUCAAAAACAAGAUCAUGGUUUGGACAUGGCCUUGGAUAAUAAGCUUAUAAGUCUGUCCAGAGCUGCUUUGGAAAAGGGUCUCCAGGUAUACAUAGAAAGUCCAAUCUAUAAUGUAAACCGUGCUGUGGGAACAAUGCUAAGCCAUGAGGUGACUAAAAGGUACCACUUAAAGGGUCUUCCAACUGACACUAUUCAUAUCAGAUUUAAGGGCAGUGCAGGUCAGAGCUUUGGCGCAUUCCUCUGUCCUGGCAUCACUUUGGAACUUGAAGGCGAUGGCAAUGACUAUGUUGGUAAAGGAUUGUCAGGUGGCAAGAUUGUAGUAUAUCCUCCAAAGGUAAGUACCUUUGACCCUGAGAAGAAUAUUGUAAUUGGUAAUGUGGCUCUAUAUGGGGCCACAACUGGUGAGGCAUAUUUCAAUGGGAUGGCAGCUGAAAGAUUCUGCGUGCGUAAUUCUGGGGCUAAGGCAGUAGUGGAAGGUGUUGGCGAUCAUGGAUGUGAGUACAUGACCGGUGGGAUAGUUGUUGUGCUUGGAAACACAGGCAGAAAUUUUGCUGCAGGUAUGAGUGGUGGGAUUGCUUAUGUUCUUGACAUGGAUGGAAAAUUCCUAUCUCGGUGCAACAGUGAGCUUGUAGAUCUGGAUAAGAUUGAAGAGGAAGAGGAUAUUAGUACUCUUAGAAUGUUGAUACAACAACAUCAGCGCCACACAAAUAGUGGGCUUGCCAAAGAAGUGCUCGCUAACUUUGAGAAUCUCCUUCCAAAAUUUAUCAAGGUUUUCCCUAAGGAGUAUAAACAAGUUUUGGCAACUAUGAAAUUGAAGGAAGCCACCAAAAAUGCAGCAGAGCCUGCUUCUAAACAUCGAGAGGGGCAAGAUGAAAUAGAAUUGGUGGAGAAAGAUGCUUUUGAAGAGCUCAAGAAAGUAGCUACUGCAUCGUUGAAUGGGAAGCCUAGUCAGGAUGAAGCAUCCAAGAGGCCUAGUCAAGUAAGUGAUCCUGUUAAACAUGGAGGUUUUGUUGCUUAUGAGCGGGAAGGUGUCCAGUACAGGGAUCCCAAUGCUCGAAUAAAUGAUUGGAAAGAAGUGAUGAUGGAAACAAAGCCUGGCCCACUUUUGAAAACACAAUCAGCCCGUUGCAUGGACUGUGGUACUCCUUUCUGUCAUCAGGAAAAUUCUGGGUGUCCUCUUGGAAAUAAAAUACCAGAAUUUAAUGAGUUAGUGUACCAAAAUAGGUGGCGUGAAGCAUUAGAGAGGCUUCUUGAGACAAAUAACUUCCCAGAGUUUACUGGUAGGGUAUGCCCAGCACCUUGUGAAGGUUCUUGUGUCCUUGGUAUUAUUGAGAAUCCAGUAUCUAUUAAAAGCAUAGAAUGUGCUAUUAUAGACAAAGCUUUUGAGGAGGGUUGGAUGGUGCCACGACCUCCAGCUAGGAGAACUGGGAAAAGAGUGGCCGUUGUUGGAAGUGGACCAGCUGGCUUGGCAGCUGCUGAUCAACUGAAUAAAAUGGGCCAUACAGUAACUGUAUACGAAAGAGCUGAUAGGAUUGGAGGGCUCAUGAUGUAUGGGGUUCCCAACAUGAAAGCUGACAAAGUGGAUAUAGUUCAACGGCGGGUCAACCUUAUGGCAGAGGAGGGAAUUAACUUUGUGGUGAAUGCUAAUAUCGGGCAUGAUGCUUUAUACUCUCUUGAUAGGCUUCGAGAGGAAAAUGAUGCCAUUGUCUUGGCUGUAGGAGCCACAAAACCAAGGGAUCUCCCGGUACCUGGGCGGGAGCUAUCAGGAGUUCAUUUUGCUAUGGAGUUUCUUCAUGCAAACACUAAAAGCUUGCUUGAUAGCAAUCUCGAGGAUGGUAACUUCAUUUCUGCCAAGGGAAAGAAAGUUGUGGUCAUUGGUGGGGGUGACACGGGCACAGAUUGCAUAGGGACAUCCAUUCGGCAUGGGUGUACUAGCAUUGUAAAUUUGGAACUUCUCCCUCAGCCACCACAAACUAGGGCUCCUGGCAAUCCUUGGCCACAGUGGCCUCGCAUUUACCGUGUAGAUUAUGGGCACCAAGAAGGAGCAGCUAAAUUUGGGAAAGAUCCAAGAUCUUAUGAGGUAUUGACUAAGCGGUUUGUGGGAGAUGAAAAUGGAGUUUUGAAGGGACUUGAAGUGGUACGUGUUCGCUGGGAGAAGGAUGAAACUGGGAAGUUUCAAUUUAAGGAAAUCGAAGGUUCUGAGGAGAUUAUUGAGGCUGACCUAGCUUUACUGGCCAUGGGAUUCCUUGGCCCUGAGUCUACAAUUGCAGAGAAGUUGGGCAUAGAGCGAGACAAUAGGUCAAACUUGAAGGCAGAGUAUGGUCGCUUUUCAACGAGUGUUAGAGGGGUGUUUGCAGCUGGAGAUUGUCGACGCGGUCAGUCCCUGGUGGUAUGGGCAAUUUCAGAGGGACGACAAGCUGCAGCACAAGUUGACAGUUACCUCACAAAUGAAGAUAUAGAGCACGGUAUUGCUGGGAAUCCAGAUGAACUUAUCAAGAAGCAGCAGGACCUAACCAAGAGGGGCACCGUGGCAGUGGCAAACAAACAAUGAUGACUUCGGAGCCUUCUUUGAUUCUUCGUUUCUUACAGCACUAGUUACUAGGUAGAAUAAAUAAAAGAAAAUAUGGCUUCAAGGUUGUGCUAGAGAUUCAUUGAACAUUAUUGAUUGGGAGUUGGUGCGCCAUAUACAUUUAAGCGGGGAAAUAAUAAAGAAAGGAGAUUUAGUAUACGCAAAGCAAGAUGUUUGUUUUGCCGUAUAGUGCAUAAGGGUACAAGGUUAGAGCAUAGGAAAUUAUAAAUGUUUAUAGCUUUUAUGCAGAAGCUUCGUGUUGGAAACAGGGAAGGUUAGUUCUUAGUUAAUUAUGGUCUUAUGUGGAAUGAAAUGUACAGUUUCAUGAUUAAUGAUUUAAGAUUAUUGUUUCCAAUUUAAAUCGCUUUGAGUGAGUAUUGAUGUUCUA
Cajanus cajan (pigeon pea) is the source of this 7296-nucleotide messenger RNA. It is a transcript of the gene GLT1, whose product is annotated as NADH-dependent glutamate synthase 1. Lineage: Eukaryota; Viridiplantae; Streptophyta; Magnoliopsida; Fabales; Fabaceae. Gene Ontology annotation, molecular function: iron ion binding; glutamate synthase (NADH) activity; iron-sulfur cluster binding. The record is from RefSeq and is a predicted model, not a curated record.